AUGAAUUCAAUUUUUAUACUCACAUUAUUAUGUUUAAUAUAAGCCUAAUAAAUUUCACAUGGAAUGCAUUAUCUCUCUGAGAAAUUUUAUGGGAAGCUUGAUACAAAUGUAUUUUAUUAUUAUUAACUCAAAAAUGAAAAUCCUAAUUAUUGCAUGUCCGAUCAUUAUUAAUGUUUAUUUUUGAACUAAUUAUAUUUGAAUAACUAUAUUGAUCAUACAUAUGAUAAUCUAAAGCCUAAAUUGAUGAAAAAGGUAUUCACUUAUUAUUAUUUAAAGGUUUAUGAUUUUGUUGAAUUUUUAGAGACCCAUAAAAAAGCUUAUUUCAAAGAUUCUUCAAGGAGAGAACUUGAAAAAAGCUUUGAAAAACAUUAUUAAAUUUGA
This is a messenger RNA of Paramecium primaurelia, 381 nucleotides long. The record is from the annotation of a GenBank genome assembly. Lineage: Eukaryota; Ciliophora; Oligohymenophorea; Peniculida; Parameciidae.